AUGGCCCCUUCCACUGCUACAGCACCUGGAGGUCUGAACCACUAUGCCUACGCUACCAACGAUAUGGUCAAAACACACAAAUUCUGGACAGAGGUCAUGCGCUGUAAAUUCCUUGGAGCGCAGCGUCAGGGUGGGGAGCCUGAUAAAUACAGUGGAGAGACCUUGGGGAGCUUCCUGCAUUGCUUCUAUGGCCUAGCGGACGGGUCAGCCGUGGCCUUCUUCGAACUCGCCAACAACUUUACGAAGACAGAUGAUGGCAUCCCCGCCUUUACAAAGCACCUCGCUCUGUCGGUCAAUUCCCGCGAUGAGUUGUAUGAUUGGAUGGCCCAUUUCAAAUCUUGCGGGGUCGAUGUCAAGGGCGAAAUCGAUCACGAUGGUCUUUGGUACUCCAUCUACGUCAUAGACCCGAAUGGUCAGAUGGUGGAACUUACAUGGCAAUCACGGGCAUUCAAUGAAAAGGAUGUUGAGGAAGGGUUGGAGAUUAUGAGGCAGUGGAGAGAAGACAAGGCCGGGGGUAAAUUAUCCACUUAA
This is a messenger RNA of Aspergillus luchuensis, 531 nucleotides long. RefSeq names its product VOC family protein. The record is from RefSeq and is a predicted model, not a curated record. The transcript has a single exon. Lineage: Eukaryota; Fungi; Ascomycota; Eurotiomycetes; Eurotiales; Aspergillaceae. The coding region runs from base 1 to 531 and encodes 176 amino acids.